CGUAUCUGCUCCUAGUGGCUUAGCUGAAGAAGUUCGGUGGAAAGCAGUCUGGGUGUGUGGGGUUGAGCCUCCGAGUCUCUACUCCACGAUCUCGAAAUGCGUCGUGAUUCCUGUCCUUUGGACUGUAAGGUUUAUGUAGGCAAUCUCGGAAACAAUGGCAACAAGACUGAAAUGAAACGAGCUUUUGGCUAUUAUGGGCCACUCCGAAGUGUGUGGGUUGCUAGAAACCCUCCCGGCUUUGCGUUUGUUGAAUUUGAGGAUCCCCGAGAUGCAGCUGAUGCUGUUGGAGAACUAGAUGGAAGAACACUGUGUGGCUGCCGUGUAAGAGUGCAACUGUCGAAUGGUGAGAAGAGAAGCCGAAACCGUGGCCCACCUCCUUCUUGGGGUCGUCGCCCUCAAGAUGAUUAUCGAAGGAGGAGUCCUCCACCUCGCCGCAGAUCUCCAAGAAGGAGAAGCUUCUCUCGCAGCCGAAGCAGGUCCCUUUCUAGAGAUAGAAGAGAGAGAUCACUGUCUCGCGAGAGAAAUCACAAGCCGUCCCGAUCUUUCUCUAAGUCUCCUAGCCGAUCUAGGUCGAAUGAAAGGAAAUAGAAGAACAGUUUGCAAGAGAAGUGGUGUACAGGAAAUAACUUCAGUUGACAGGAGUAUGCACAGAAAAUUCAAGUUUUGUUUGAGACUUCAUAAGCUUGGUGCAUUUUUAAGAUGGUUUAGCUGUUCAAAUUUGUUUGUCUUUUGGAACAGUGACACAGCCAUGUAAUUCUCUAUGGUUUGAAAUGGAUCAUAUGAGGCAUGUAAUACCAAGAAUUGUUACUUUACAAUGUUCCCUUAAGCAAGAUUGAAUUUGCAAUGAACUCUAGUCUUACAUGUAGGACUGAAAUAAAAACCUCUAAAUCUUGCCCAGCCAAAGUGUGAUGUGCUAAUAUUACAGAAGCAAAACUUCAGAAGUGGAACUGAGAUGCACUUUCACUCAUGGCUGGGAUACAGUAUGCAGCUGUAGAUGAAUAUGCAGUCUUUACAAGUGGCUGUGCCCACAGACAGGCCAAUGGGUAAAGAUAAAAGCUGCGCCAUUAAACCAGAUGAGAAGUUUUUCUAAAAUCCAGCUGGUCUUCACCCUGGGCAUAGGUUGCCUUGGUUUAAAACCUGAUGAGAAAGUUUACCUUUUAAGUGUCUUAUGUGAUUGCUAUAUAUGAAUACAUAGCUGUUUGUAACAUUCUUUAUUUGGAAAUUUGAGAUUUCAAAAUACCAAUGUCCUGCCAGUUUAAGGGUACAUUGUAGAGCUGAACUUUUGAGUUACUGUGCAACAUUU
Perognathus longimembris pacificus (Pacific pocket mouse) is the source of this 1303-nucleotide messenger RNA. Its product is annotated as serine/arginine-rich splicing factor 3-like. The record is from RefSeq and is a predicted model, not a curated record. Bases 97 to 588 code for a protein of 163 amino acids. Gene Ontology annotation, molecular function: RNA binding. Gene Ontology annotation, biological process: mRNA splicing, via spliceosome. The transcript has a single exon. Gene Ontology annotation, cellular component: nuclear speck. Lineage: Eukaryota; Metazoa; Chordata; Mammalia; Rodentia; Heteromyidae.